This is a messenger RNA of Colletotrichum paranaense, 378 nucleotides long. RefSeq lists its product as uncharacterized. The annotation marks the transcript as partial. The transcript has a single exon. Lineage: Eukaryota; Fungi; Ascomycota; Sordariomycetes; Glomerellales; Glomerellaceae. The record is from RefSeq and is a predicted model, not a curated record.
AUCUGCACACUUGCACUUUUACUUGCGCUUCUACUGCCCGCAACGCACCAGUGCCAUUCCCUGUUUCUUUCCCAGUACACGACCCGCAUCUGGCCCUUUCUCUACUCGUCCCGCCUGGGUCCUUUCUCACCCUCACUUAAUUACACCAUCCCCUCCCCUCGUCGACAUUUCGGCCAAAAUCCUACCGUCGCCCGUCCAGUCCUUCCUGUCCUCGUCCUUGUCCUCAGACUUGCGCGGGUCACGGACACAAGACCCUCCACUCUCUACUUACUCCAGUACCUGACCUCCCCACGCGGCCACGCCUCUUCGUCCGAUCUCACUUUACCACCGCCCGACUGGAAACUCCUCCUUCCGUUCGACCAUCCGUCCGACGUUUGA